Messenger RNA from Beauveria bassiana ARSEF 2860, 699 nucleotides. RefSeq names its product Acyl-CoA N-acyltransferase. NCBI's taxonomy places the organism in Eukaryota, Fungi, Ascomycota, Sordariomycetes, Hypocreales, Cordycipitaceae. The transcript is spliced from 3 exons. The record is from RefSeq and is a predicted model, not a curated record. Gene Ontology annotation, biological process: protein acetylation. Bases 1 to 699 code for a protein of 232 amino acids. Gene Ontology annotation, molecular function: N-acetyltransferase activity.
AUGAGAGUAAAUCAGAAUACGGCUAUAGCUGCUUCCAGGGCGCUUCUUGUGCCCUACGAGGCGCACCACGUAGUCAAGUACCACGGCUGGAUGCAGGACCCCGAUAUCCAAGAAGCUACGGCGUCUGAGCCCAUGACACUGGAAGAAGAAUACGAAAAUCAGCAGUCGUGGCGCACGUCUGCCGACAAGCUCACAUUCAUCAUCUGCGAGCCCGUCGCUGCGACGCAGACGACAAUCACUGCGCAAAAACAAGAUGCCAACCCGCGUAUGAUUGGUGAUGUGAACUUUUUUCUCUAUCCAGACGAUGGAGAUGAUAAUGAAAACGCAACAGGCGACGCUCUCGUUGGCGAGGUCGACGUCAUGAUUGCUGCCAAGAAGCACAGAGGCCAAGGGUACGGCGAAGCCGCCGUGCGUGCGCUCUUGGUCUAUAUACAGACGCAUCUAGAUGCCAUUUUGGCCGAAUAUGCGCAGGGCGGCCCGAAGAGCUCGUUGCGGGCGUUGAUGGUCAAGAUUCAGCAAGGAAACAAGGGGAGUCGAGCGCUGUUUGAGAAGCUGGGUUUUAUGCAGAUGGGAGGCGUAAACUACUUUGGAGAGGUCAAGAUGGUGCUUGACUGGAGAGAUGAGGUCGGAAGCCGAGAUGAUGCGUGGAAGGCGGCGGCGAAGGAGUACCGCGAGCUCAAAUAUGAAGCUUUGCUCUGA